GUUGGUGGCACAAUGAAUAAGUUAAGUUUAGCUAUUCAAAAAUUUGAACAAGCAAUUCAAAUUAUUUUUGGUCGCGGUUUUCCUCCAAGGUCACUAUGCGCACUAGAUUGCAAUGGUUUCUUAAAUGAACCAAAAGCAGGAAACCGUUCCAGCAGUCUAAAAGAAAUUUUCGACAAUGGAUUUUUAUGGGCGGUUCCAACAAAAAGACGUAGUAUAGCUGAAAGACUUAAGAGAAGAUUUGGAAUAAUGAAAUAUGUAUGGAAGCCACCUAUUGCAAAAACUAAUCUAUUAUCAUGUGUGAAUUGCGGUUAUCAUUAUGAAGCUGGCCGUUUGUGCGGACAUUGCUAUGAAAAAGUAAAACUUGAGACUAAAGAAAUGCAAGACGCUAUUCAAAAGGAAUUGGGUUUAAAUCCAGUAGAACAGAAUGUAAUUGUAUUAUACGAUGGAGAGAAGGAUUCUAAAACAGAUAAAUUUUGGAAGAACCAAAGAAUAGUCGAGAUGCCAAAGAAAAGGCCCUCCUGGUUUCAUCACAAUUUACUGGAGCCAACAUCACAGGAAUCAUCGAACAAAAAAGAUGUUAAACCUACUAAUCUUGUGUAAAGUGCACUUGAAAUUUGAUUUUAAUAUUUUAUAGUCAGAAGCUUACAGACUAGAUUACAA
Molecule: messenger RNA, 660 nt
Organism: Cyphomyrmex costatus
Lineage: Eukaryota; Metazoa; Arthropoda; Insecta; Hymenoptera; Formicidae
Gene: mRpL32
Product: mitochondrial ribosomal protein L32
Exons: 4
Coding region: 13-600 (195 amino acids)
Biological process (GO): translation
Cellular component (GO): mitochondrial large ribosomal subunit
Molecular function (GO): structural constituent of ribosome
Source: RefSeq, a predicted model, not a curated record